Molecule: messenger RNA, 2149 nt
Organism: Mytilus trossulus (common blue mussel)
Lineage: Eukaryota; Metazoa; Mollusca; Bivalvia; Mytilida; Mytilidae
Exons: 6
Coding region: 235-2019 (594 amino acids)
Source: RefSeq, a predicted model, not a curated record
UGGAUACCGAUACUAUUGGCUGGCAUCGAGAUAAAAUCCAAUACAGCUCACCGUUUAAGAACGAACUGCAAUCAGUAGGAACAACACUGAAUAUUGGAACUUCUUUUAUGUGAAAUGAAUAAUUAAAAUUGGAAUAGAAUUACAUACAUUUAAAUGGAGAUAAAAAGAUGGAAUUACAUCAUUAUUAUUAGGUGAAAUGUGAAAUGUAAAUUUCAUAAGACCAGAUGGCUUAAGAUGUCUAUUUGGAUUACUUUGUCAAUACAUUACAUCAAAACUGUAAACUCGAAUGAGCGUGUGGUUCUGUCUAUGGGACUAAGUUUCAUUGCACUGGUCUUGCUUGCAAAUUUCACAAAAGGCCAGAGCAACAAUUUGAAUGACAAGUUUAUAUUUCCCAUGUACUCAGAUGGCACUGAAGAUUGUGAUAUGGUAAUUGAAUUCAACAUGAUGUCUUUCUCGAGAACAGCUUUAUACGCUACCAUGACAACUAAUUACAACGAAUCCUACGAUAAUAUCUUAGACAAAACACCAUUUGUUAUGCCUAUGAAACAGUAUCUAGGCUUCAAUGCUUCAAAAGUUUUUACAUGGAACGUCAAUUACACAGUAUCGGCACAGAUUCACCACAUGUACGGUGACGUACUACACAUAUUUAAUUCAAAUUCGUUAGGACGGAAUUAUAUAGGUUACUGUGAUAAAGAUUAUUUUAUUACAAUUUAUGGAACUGAUUCUGACACUAACGUGACUAUCAAUAGUAGGAAUAACACUGUGAUUGAAGCUCAUAGACUUGCUGUCGGAAAUACUGUAACCUUUGAUCCGGAAUCGUCCGAUGUUUAUCAGAUAAAUGCAUCGGGUAGAAUCGGAAUUAUUUAUAGUAACGUAGAUAUAAGCAAAAACAUUGUCUGUGAUCAAACUGACGAUAUUCUUUGGGAAAUGAUACCUCCUAUUGAGAAGAACGGAAAGGAAUUUAUGAUACGUAUACCUGAUGUAUAUAGUGCCUUUUUGGAAGUUUUAGGUUUUGAAGAUGGACUAUUAAAGUUGCAUUUGCCGGAUGAACUGUCGACAAUUAACUUAAAAGCUUUUGAACGUAAACUAAUAAAUGUUUCUCAUGCACGUGACGUUCACAUGACUUCUUCGACAUAUGUCUCAGUCUUUAGCACUUUGAACCUAAAAACAGACACAUAUCGUACAGCAACGAAUGUUUUCAGUGUUUUCCCAGCAGAACAAUUUAAAAAUUGUCUAUAUGUAACGAUUUUGAAUUGCACCAACAACGUUUGUGGUUACCUGGUAACCGAAAAUGGCAUCGGUCGUGUCAAUAUGUAUAAUAUCGAAUGGAAAAUCAUUCGAUCAUUCAAUACAUCAGAUGUAGGUCAAAAUAGAACGACUGCCAGUUUUGAAAUCAGUGGUAUAUCAGACGGCAUCUAUUUUGUGCAAUCAGAAAAUAGUUCUGGACACCUUAUAUUUUAUUAUUUGAAUUUGAGCCAUGGUAGAUAUUACCAGGCAGCCAGAUUAGACAAUAUGAAUUGCGAUAUGUUUGCAUCUUCGCAAACAUCUACUUUUAACGAGGAAACUAGCGUUUCGACAAACACCUUAUUGGAGCAAACUUCUGUGCCAAAUGACAUUGUAUCUUCAACACAUCCUAUAAAAAACUUUUCUGGUGCUUAUAUUGAGAACGUUACCGUUUCUUAUUCCACGAUUAUACAGUCACAAAAUAAUACACUGAUUAACCAAUCUGCUCAAUCUGUGCCAAAACUUGGAUUACUGUUUUAUUUAACGUCAAACACUUCAACUCAAAACGAGACUACUGCAGUGGAACCUAUAAACAACCGUUUGAUAUUCCCAUUUAUGUACGAGGAGAUACCAGCCGAUGAUAAUGUUUUGAACACAUAUUUGAUAGCUGUGAUAGUCUCCUUAUGCACAGCAAUAUUUGCAGUCAUUGCUGUUAUAUCAACUUUUUUGUUGCUAGAAAUCUUACGAAGACGACGACAGAUACGCAACACUAAAAUUCGACCGUUUGUAACAUGAGUGUAAUAUUGCAGUAAGGUGUCAAACAAAUUUCUUCCCUACGCUCGCCAACUACAUCAAGUGAAAACUUGCAUGAACAUGAUGACAUAAUAACUGUAUGUUUCAGUACUAUUAAAUUAUUUGUUCACUU